AACAACUGCUAGGAAAGACCUGUACCGGGAGAGCCUGAGCCCACCGCCUUCGCCCGGCUGCGCCCAGUGCUUGCUCUUCUGGCGAAAGAGCUGCGGUCGGGGAUGCCCUAGUGGGAGGCUCUGGUCCUUGCCUUUCAGGAAAGUGCCUAGCCAUCACGCGGUGCUCACACCCACCACCUGCCCUCUUUCUAGGCACCGCGCGAAUUUUCUUUUCCUUUUCUUUCUUUUUUUUUUUUCUGUUCUUUUUUUGUCGGUGAAGUAACUUUUGCAUCCCCGCCUCCCCCCGGUUCUAGGAACCAGAGGCGGCGCCGAGCUUGGGGGCGGUUCCUUGGCAGCGCUGGUUCAAGUCGCAGCCAGACUUUUGCUCCUGGGCUCGGUUUGCAUCAUCCCCAUCACACCCUCGGGGAAGAGGAGCCACCCCUUUCCAGUCUCAGCUUCCGGCCGAACGACCCCUCCCCCUCCGGGUCCCCCCAUCCCCCGGCCCUUCUCCCACCCUCCCCAGCACGGCAACCCCCUCCGCAGGGCUUGCUGGCCCUUUCUGCCCUCCUCCAUCCCUUGUUGGAUGUUGCCCAUUCCUUAAGAAAGGAUGGUUGAUUUGGAGAGCGAAGUACCCCCUCUGCCUCCCAGGUACAGAUUCCGUGAUUUGCUGCUAGGGGACCAAGGCUGGCAGAAUGAUGACAGGGUUCAAGUCGAAUUCUACAUGAAUGAAAACACAUUUAAAGAGAGAUUAAAGUUGUUUUUCAUAAAAAACCAGCGAUCAAGUCUAAGAAUCCGCUUGUUCAACUUUUCCCUCAAAUUGUUAAGCUGUUUGUUAUACAUUAUCCGUGUGUUGCUUGAGAAACCUUCACAGGGAAAUGAUUGGUCUCACAUAUUUUGGGUUAACAGAAGCCUGCCUUUAUGGGGUUUACAGGUCUCGGUGGCAUUGAUAAGUCUAUUUGAAACAAUACUCCUUGGAUAUCUCAGUUAUAAGGGGAAUAUCUGGGAGCAGAUUUUACGAGUUCCAUUCAUCUUGGAAAUAAUCAAUGCAGUUCCCUUCAUCAUCUCAAUAUUCUGGCCUACGUUAAGAAAUCUCUUUGUUCCAGUUUUUCUAAAUUGUUGGCUUGCCAAACAUGCCUUGGAAAAUAUGAUUAAUGAUCUUCAUCGAGCCAUUCAGCGUACACAGUCUGCAAUGUUUAAUCAAGUUCUGAUUUUGAUAUCUACUUUACUAUGCCUUAUCUUCACUUGUUUUACAGACAAAACAAGAGAGCACAUGUAUCAUGUGACUUUGGGAUUUACUGAAACUUUGACAUUUUCUCAAAGCAUUUGUGGAAUUCAGCAUCUGGAACGAAUUGGAAAGAAACUCAAUCUCUUUGACUCCCUUUAUUUCUGCAUUGUGACAUUUUCUACUGUGGGCUUUGGGGAUGUUACUCCUGAAACAUGGUCCUCCAAGCUUUUUGUUGUUGCUAUGAUCUGCGUUGCUCUUGUAGUUCUCCCCAUACAGUUUGAACAGCUGGCCUAUUUGUGGAUGGAGAGACAAAAGUCGGGAGGAAACUAUAGUCGACACAGAGCUCAGACUGAGAAGCAUGUUGUUCUGUGUGUCAGCUCAUUGAAGAUUGACUUGCUUAUGGAUUUUUUGAAUGAAUUCUAUGCACAUCCAAGACUGCAGGAUUAUUAUGUGGUGAUUUUGUGUCCCACGGAGAUGGAUGUGCAAGUUCGGAGAGUGCUACAGAUUCCAAUGUGGUCCCAGAGAGUGAUCUACCUUCAAGGCUCUGCCCUUAAAGACCAGGAUCUCCUGAGAGCAAAGAUGGACAAUGCUGAGGCCUGUUUCAUUUUGAGUAGCCGCUGUGAAGUCGAUAGAACAUCAUCUGAUCACCAGACAAUUUUGAGAGCAUGGGCUGUAAAAGAUUUUGCCCCAAAUUGUCCUCUGUAUGUUCAGAUAUUAAAACCAGAAAAUAAAUUCCACAUCAAAUUUGCAGAUCAUGUUGUUUGUGAAGAAGAGUUUAAGUACGCCAUGUUAGCUUUAAACUGUAUAUGCCCAGCAACAUCUACACUUAUUACACUACUGGUUCAUACCUCUAGAGGGCAAGAAGGGCAGCAGUCACCUGAACAGUGGCAGAAGACGUAUGGGAGGUGCUCAGGAAAUGAAGUCUACCACAUCGUUCUGGAAGAAAGUACAUUUUUUGCUGAAUAUGAAGGGAAGAGUUUUACCUAUGCUUCUUUCCAUGCACACAAAAAGUUUGGUGUCUGCUUGGUUGGUGUUAGGAGGGAGGAUAAUAAAAACAUUUUGCUGAAUCCAGGUCCUCGAUACAUUAUGAAUGCUUCAGACAUAUGUUUUUAUAUUAAUAUUACCAAAGAAGAAAAUUCAGCAUUUAAGAAUCAAGACCAACAGAGAAAAAGUAAUGUGUCAAGGUCAUUUUAUCAUGGGCCUUCCAGAUUGCCUGUCCACAGUAUCAUUGCCAGCAUGGGUACUGUGGCUAUAGACUUACAAGACACAAGCUGUAGAGCAGCAAGUGGCCCUACACUGGCUCUUCCUUCAGAGGGAGGCAAGGAACUAAGAAGACCUAGCAUUGCUCCUGUUUUAGAGGUAGCAGAUACAUCAUCAAUUCAAACCUGCGAUCUUCUAAGUGACCAGUCAGAAGAUGAAACUACACCAGAUGAAGAAACAUCUUCAAAUUUAGAGUAUGCCAAAGGCUACCCACCUUAUUCUCCAUACAUAGGAAGUUCACCUACUUUUUGUCAUCUACUUCAAGAAAAAGUGCCCUUUUGCUGCUUAAGAUUAGACAAGAGUUGCCAGCAUAACUACUAUGAGGAUGCAAAAGCCUAUGGAUUCAAAAAUAAACUAAUUAUAGUUGCAGCUGAAACGGCUGGGAACGGAUUAUAUAAUUUUAUUGUACCUCUCAGGGCAUAUUAUAGACCAAAGAAAGAAUUAAAUCCCAUAGUUCUUCUAUUGGAUAAUCCGCCAGAUAUGCAUUUUCUGGAUGCAAUCUGUUGGUUUCCAAUGGUUUACUACAUGGUGGGCUCUAUUGACAACCUAGAUGAUUUGCUCAGGUGUGGAGUGACCUUCGCUGCCAACAUGGUGGUUGUGGACAAAGAAAGCACCAUGAGUGCAGAGGAAGACUACAUGGCAGAUGCCAAGACGAUUGUGAAUGUGCAGACUCUUUUCAGGUUGUUUUCGAGUCUCAGUAUUAUCACUGAGCUUACUCAUCCAGCAAAUAUGAGAUUCAUGCAAUUCAGAGCCAAGGACUGUUACUCUCUUGCACUUUCAAAACUGGAAAAGAAAGAGCGAGAACGAGGUUCUAACCUGGCCUUCAUGUUCCGACUGCCUUUCGCUGCGGGGAGAGUGUUCAGCAUCAGUAUGCUGGACACGCUGCUUUAUCAGUCAUUUGUGAAAGAUUAUAUGAUUUCUAUCACCAGACUUCUUUUGGGACUGGACACCAUACCAGGAUCGGGGUUUCUUUGUUCUAUGAAAAUUACUGAAGAUGACUUGUGGAUCAGAACGUAUGCCAGACUCUAUCAGAAGCUGUGUUCUUCUACUGGAGAUGUUCCCAUUGGGAUCUACAGAACAGAAUCUCAGAAGCUAACUACAUCUGAGUCUCGAGAAAUAGCAUCUCAAUCUCAAAUAUCCAUCAGUGUGGAAGAGUGGGAAGACACCAAAGAUGUCAAAGACCCAGGGCACCACCGCAGCAUUCACCGCAACUCAACCUCUAGCGACCAGUCAGACCACCCCUUGCUGCGGAGGAAGAGCAUGCAGUGGGCCCGGAGGCUGAGCAGAAAAGGGCCAAAGCACUCUGGUAAAACUGCAGAAAAGAUAACCCAGCAACGACUGAAUCUCUACAGGAGGUCGGAAAGACAGGAGCUUGCUGAACUUGUGAAAAACAGAAUGAAACACCUGGGCCUCUCUACGGUGGGCUACGAUGAAAUGAAUGAUCAUCAGAGCACCCUUUCCUACAUCCUGAUUAAUCCAUCUCCAGACACCAGGCUUGAGCUGAAUGAUGUUGUAUAUUUGAUCCGACCAGAUCCACUGUCCUACCUUCCGAACAGUGAACCCAGUAGGAAAAACAGCAUCUGCAAUGCCGCUGUUCAAGAUUCUCGGGAGGAAACACAACUCUGAUGAAAAGAAAAUAAGAGACAUUAUAUUCCUUGCAGGGAUCUUGCUUAAAAUCAUUAAAAUGUUGCAGAUUGUCUAAAGAAGCUGACUGGAAUGUAUUCAAUUUCUCAUGUUGCUUCUAUAUAAAACAAAAUCUAUUCUCUUUGAAGUACAGAUCAUUUUGAAACAUAAUGUGAUAUUUGUUGACAUUUUCCUGCUUAAUAUUUCAACUUCAUUGGAGGAGAUUCUCAAAAUAACUAUAAAAUGCAGAAAUGAAAAAUCUGAUAUUUAGUUGUUUAAGAACUAAGAGUGUAUAAAAAUUUUAAAAUCCACCUAUAUUAAGUACAUCAUAAGAACACAGAAGAUUCAUUUUCUUUUUAUAGUUAAAUAUGUCAUUAUAUUGUUGAAAAUUGUUGUUUUUAAAAUUGAGCCCAUUAAGAAUUAAUGCGUAUCUCUAUAUGGAGAUUAACCACUAACUUACAUGGCUGACUUCUGUCUAGGCAUCAUAGUUUGCUUCAGAGUAGAUCUUUAACGUCAUUUCUGUCUUUCCAUAUUACUGUAUUUACUUUAGAAUCUGAGCUAUCCAUAGCAUGAUUAAUUUUACAGAAGAAACUAAAACACAAAGGAAUAUUGAGCACCUGAGCUUUUUUAGUAACUUUACAUCAAAUGCACAUUUUAUGCUAGGAAAGUGUACUUAUGAGAAAAUAUUUUUGUUCUCCUAAAAAAAAAAUGCCUAACAGAGAAAACCAGACAUAUCUUUACAGCUAAUUUGAAUGUGAGAAUUGGAACAUUACUUGUAUAUAUCACAUGAGCAGUGAUGACUUCUAUUACUGUUAGCUUUAAUAUUUUUCAUUUUGCUAUAUAGUAAAAUUCACUAGGAAAAUGACUUAAAGUUGAAAGAAGAAUAUUUAUAUGUUUUAUGGACCACAAGGACACUUUAAAACCUUAAGCACUCUCAAAAUGUUUUUGAUAUUAAAUACUCACAAAGUCUGAUUUAAUGUCAAAUCACUAAAAUGUAUCUAUACUUAGCACUUUAAGGAAAAACAUUACCAUAGAUAUUUAUUAUAUUUGAAAUUUAAUAUGAAUUAUUCAGAAAUUGACAGAUGAAUUUAAUAUAAUCUGACUUUUAGUUUAUCCCCUAUUUUUUGACUUCAUAAAUGUGCUAAAAUUCACAAGAGAAUAAAAACAUACAGUUUACCAAAUCACAUAAAAUGUUCCCAUUGGAGAUAUAUUGGUAUAUUUUAAAAAAUUAAAAUUUUAAUUUUUAUCUGUUUCUUUAUUCAUGAAGUUGACAUGGAGUUAUAAUGCAAACUAAAAUAGUUCAUGUAAGAAAUGAAUGUUUUGUUCUUUUUUAUCAUAAUGAGGCAGAUCAUAGAAAGGGAAAAUAAAUUAUUUUAAAAAUGAAUCCUAAUGUCCUUACCAUAAUUAUAAAGAAAAAAAUAGAAAGAUAAAUGUAAAAUCAAAUCUUCGGGCAACCUUACAACUAGACCAGAGAAUAUAUAAUAUAGUUUUAUUACCAGCAGUUGUCAUUAUCCAUAAUUAGGAAUAAGAAUAACAUGAAGAAUUCCUCCAAACAGAGAGAUUCUCUCUAGUCUUCAGAAAAGCAUGGCUAGAACAAGUUGCUUAAAAUCAGAAGUGAGAGCAUGCCUGAAACGUCGGAUUGUACAUGAAAACAUAUAUAUGUUAUGAACAUGAAAUGCAUUUGAAAAAGACACCACAUGAUGAUAAAAUUGAAAGCAGAACUGAACUAAUGUAUUCAAUAGGUAAAAACAUUGAAUAUAUAUUGAUAUCAGUAGUCAAGUAGAAUAUGCCUUUGGAUUGAAAUUUUUUUAUUCCAUUACAGUUCUUUUAGGAAUAAAUGUCAGAUUUUAAAAGUCUUCUAUUUCCCAACGAUCUCUGAAGUUUAGUAUUUUUGCACUAUGACAGUUGUUAAGACUGGGAUUUUAAGCUAGGAUAUGAUUAUAUUUCCUAUAAAACUAAAACUUUUGUUUCAUAACUUUUAAAAUAAUUAUUUUUGAUUAUGAAUGAUAGUCCCAAUUUAAUAUUUGACAGAAUUCAUAUUGCUUGCUAUAACAAGGAUAGUUUAUAGUCUUUUCAGUUAUUUAAAGAAUAAAGGAUGUUUAUUAAUGACAUUCAACAAAUUGUUGCCUUUUUAAAAUUAUUACACUUGCACAUGAAGAUAAAACAUGAAGUAAUUGUGCUGGUAGCCUUUUGGGGAUUGGUUUGGUUUAUUGUCUAUGUACAUUUUGCUACCAGUUUCAUUAAAUUGCUCUAAAAAUAAAUAAAUAAUAAAAUUAUUUCUGAUGAUGAUGAA
Rattus norvegicus (Norway rat) is the source of this 6380-nucleotide messenger RNA. The record is from RefSeq and is a predicted model, not a curated record. NCBI's taxonomy places the organism in Eukaryota, Metazoa, Chordata, Mammalia, Rodentia, Muridae.